Alternaria burnsii is the source of this 216-nucleotide messenger RNA. RefSeq lists its product as uncharacterized. The transcript is spliced from 2 exons. Bases 1 to 216 code for a protein of 71 amino acids. The record is from RefSeq and is a predicted model, not a curated record. Lineage: Eukaryota; Fungi; Ascomycota; Dothideomycetes; Pleosporales; Pleosporaceae.
AUGUUGGGGGCUUCCACCAUCCCUCCUCCCUCCGUGGCGUCGCCUACCAGUGACCGUCACACGGCGGCGCAGUCAGGGUCACUGCCUGGGCCAAGGGCCAACAGAACACCACUACCUACAGGAGCACAUGUUCGCGCCCUGAGUACCGCCAUCACUGAUAUCCCCCCCUUCGGAACAUCCUCUUCCGAACAACCAACGGCCACUCCUUCACCCUGA